UUAGGUCCCGCGACCCCAGCACUCUUUCCCGCGGCUCCCCCACGCCCCGCAGGCCACGCCCCACUUCGAACAAAGUCCCGCCCACUUUCUUCCAGACCUUUCCCCGCCGUCCAGAGCCUUGAAGAAAUCCAGGUGAAGGUGCUGGAAGAGAUUCGGGAGAUCUCUGCAAAGAUGGAACAGCAGGAGGAAGAGACUGGGCCCGAAGGGAACAGCCCGUCCCUGCCGUCACCUGGGCCCUCUGCACCGUUCCCAGCCUUGCCACCCUUUCCCCUGGGGACCCCAGAUCCAGCCCACCUGGGGCUCCCCGAGAGCGUGGCCGCUGUCACGGUCCCCAUCCGUCUGGACGCCCUCUCCUACCUCCUGCACGGCGCCCUGCUGGGGGCCUACACGCUUCAGCAGUCCUUGCCUUCCUGCCCCUGCAACGCACAGCCAUGCCGCACCCCUCCAGGCGCCACCACAAGGCCAUCCAGGGGCCGGGGGGGCUGGGACUUCCGACGCAGGCCAGGCCGGGGGGGCCGGGGCCAGGCGCCUUGGGGCCCCAGAAGGGCGGAGCAGCCGGGAAGGGCCGGGGCUGGCCCCAAGGCUCCGCCGGUGGCGUUGGCGGCGUCACCGCCCGCACUGCCUGCCCAGGAUGAGAAGAAGGAAGCCGGAGGUCGGGAGCCACCCCGCGACGUGCCAGCUGCGGCCGCAGAAAACUGGGACUUGGAAUACUAGGACCCGGAGGGUCCAGCUCCCCAAGCUCCUGAGAGGGCCCCCAGGGUCACCAGGAGGGGUUUCCUGGAGCCCAGGGUGGCCUCAGCUAAGGCAGAGAGACCCCAAGAAACAUCCUGCUCCCAUCUUUCUUCCCCCCAACCACAGCCUCCUGCGAGUCACCCCAUAAAACAUGGACCCAGCUAGGAUCCCACACCCGAAAAACUCCUGAGCCUCAGCCCCGUGCCCCAAACUGUCCCCAACUCCCCAUUCCCAAUUCCAGCCCCUCAGCCCUGUCGCCACUCUCAGUGCCACCGCCCCAGUCCCACUCAUCCCCGUUUCUGUCCCGGUCUGCACCCUCGCUCCCAGCUUCUCUACCUACCUCAGGCCCAGCCCAACCCUCAGCCUUAACUGUCUCCUACACCUGAGCCCAAGCCCAGCCCACCUUCGACCCGAGCCAGCCCCAUCCCAUCCUGCUGCGCAGCCCCAGGCGGGACACGCCCUGUGACCCGUGACCCACCUGCAGAGAACCCCAUUGGCCCAACAGACCUGCAGCCCCCCACCCUUAUCCUGCCCUGGGGGUGAGGACCCCUGGUUGAACAAUAAACGGAU
Molecule: messenger RNA, 1302 nt
Organism: Hyaena hyaena (striped hyena)
Lineage: Eukaryota; Metazoa; Chordata; Mammalia; Carnivora; Hyaenidae
Gene: CUNH19orf84
Product: chromosome unknown C19orf84 homolog
Exons: 2
Coding region: 172-714 (180 amino acids)
Source: RefSeq, a predicted model, not a curated record